Molecule: messenger RNA, 5145 nt
Organism: Ostrea edulis (European flat oyster)
Lineage: Eukaryota; Metazoa; Mollusca; Bivalvia; Ostreida; Ostreidae
Exons: 3
Coding region: 1-5145 (1714 amino acids)
Molecular function (GO): nucleic acid binding
Source: RefSeq, a predicted model, not a curated record
AUGCAAGCCAAAGCUCAACAGACACGACUCGCCUUUGCCGAAAAACAAACAGAACUACAAAAGGAAAAGAAUUUACUUGAAGCAAAAUUAGAUCUUCUUGAGCAACAAAAGGAAGUAGCUACCUUGGAGGCGGAGAUCCGGGUGCUAGAAGAUAAUGAUUCGUCGCGUGGGCUAGAAUACUUUCCAUCGAGAUAUACAGAACUAAUGGUGUCUUCAAAAGAGAAAUUUACAGCUGACUUUGUGAAUGGACAAACACGUUUCAGUGAUAUUGAAAGUAAAGAAGAAAAGAAAAUUGACAUUCAUGAUAACAUCCUAUCACCACCUAGAUGUGAACCGUUGAAUCCGUAUGCAUCCGAAUUCAGACCAUGUUCAUACUCUGGAGUCGCCACAGACUUAACGCAAUUUCUUCUGAAGAAAGAUCUUCUUCUUUCCCGUUUUAGUUCCUUCAGUGAUCGACCAGAAACAUAUGAAACCUGGAAAGCCACCUUUAAAAACAUCACUAAAGAGCUGAAUGUGACGCCAUUUGAAGAAAUGGAUUUAUUGGUGAAAUGGUUGGGACCCGAAUCACGAAAGUUUGCCAGCAGUAUGAGAGCUUCAAAUAUCAACAACCCAUUCACAGGGUUACGUCGCAUAUGGGAUCGCCUUGAAGAGAGAUAUGGCAGACCCGAAAUGAUAGAAACUGCCUUGAAGCAAAAACUGUAUAGUUUCCCCAAAAUUUCAUCCAAAGAGCCAAAGAAACUGUACGAUCUCUUAGACAUUCUUACAGAAAUUGAGUCUGUCAAAGAAAAUCCGACAUAUGCGAUUCUUCUCUCAUAUUUCGACUCAUCGUCUGGAGUUAUUCCCAUCAUCAAUAAGCUCCCUCAUGGACUGCAAGAGAAAUGGGUUUCCCAAGCUGCCAGAUACAAGAAACAGUUUAAUGUUCCUUUUCCACCUUUUGGAUUCUUAGUCAACUUCAUCCGAGAGCUCAGCACGAUGAAAAAUGAUCCAGCUCUUCAAUAUGAAUGUUCAGAAUCAUCUUCUACAUCGAAAAAACGACAACAAGAAAGUAAAGGAACUACAGGAUCUCUUUCUGUUCAUAGCCCGAUGCACCCCGAUCAAGGGCCCAGCAAUGUGACAGCCAGCGUCAGCACAGUUGCAGAUGGCGGGGAGAGGAAAUUACCAACAAAAUCAACAGUGGAUAGUAAAUGUACUGAACUCUGUGAACAAACACUCAGUGGACGCUCUUGUGCAAAAGUUGUUCCCGUACGAGUGUAUCCUUUAGGAAAUAAAGAUAGCGCUGUCCGGAUGUACGCCAUUAUAGACGAACAGAACAAUAGAACACUAGCCAGAUCAGAAUUCUUCAAUCUUUUCGACACACACAAUGAAACUCAAACGUACACUUUGUUCUCAUGCAGCGGACGUUCUAUCUGUAGUGGAAGAAGAGCAUGUGGUUUUGUUAUCGAAUCUAUUGAUGGCAGCUAUCAGCUAAACCUUCCAACUGUCAUAGAAUGCGAUGAUAUACCGAACAAGAGACAGGAAAUUCCAACACCAGAAGUGGCAAAUGCAUAUCCUCAUUUGUCAGAAAUUGCUAGUGAACUACACCCUCUUGAUAUCGACAUGGAAAUUCUUCUCUUAAUUGGACGUGAUCUUGGAGAUGCGCACCAUAUUAUUGAGCAAAGAAUAGGCCCAUCGCAGUCACCAUACGCGCAGAAACUUGGUCUUGGAUGGGUUGUCAUCGGAGAGGUGUGUCUAGGCAGAACUCACAGACCAGAGAUUGUUAUCGCAAACAAAGUAACAAUUUUACCAAACGGUAGAACUACUGUAUGUGAUCCGUGUACAAGUAACAUCGCUGUUAAGGAAAUACCAUGCAUUCCUGAAACAGAUCUUAUUGGAGACUCUGUAUUUCAUACAACUGAAUACGAUGACCAACCUGGACUAUCCAUAGAUGAUAGAUUGUUUUUGUCUAUGAUGGAUCGAGAACUCUAUCGAAAUGACAGUGGACAAUGGGUUGCACCGUUACCAUUUAAGGAACCAAGACGGAGACUCCCAGAUAACAGGCAACUAGCUGUUAAAAGAGCUCAUAUUUUGGACGUGAAUCUAAAGAGAAACCCAGAAAAAUGUCUUCAUGCCACCACAUUUAUGCAGCAGAUAAUUGAUUCUGGUCAUGCUGAACGUGCACCACCAGUCAAUGAAAGGGAGGAGUUCUGGUACUUACCUAUUUUCAGUGUGUACCAUUCCAAAAAGCCAAAUCAGAUCAGAAUGGUUUUUGACUCGUCCGCUCAGUUUAAUGGUGUUUCAUUGAACAAUGUCUUGCUCUCUGGACCCGAUCCUACAAAUAGCUUACUUGGAGUGUUGAUGCGAUUUAGAGUUGAAAAAAUAGGCAUCAUGGCGGACAUCCAGCAGAUGUUCCAUUGCUUCAAAGUAAAGGAAGACCAUAGGAACUACUUGCGAUUUCUGUGGUAUGAAGAUAACAACCCUCAAAAAGAGUUAGUGGACUAUAGGAUGUGCGUUCAUGUGUUUGGUAACAGCCCCUCACCUGCUGUUGCCACAUAUGGCUUGCGAAGAACAGCACAAAAUGCGGAAACUACAUUUGGACCUGAUGUUCGUAGCUUUGUAGAGCAUAACUUCUACGUGGAUGAUGGCCUUGUCUCCCUACCAUCAGUCAAGCAAGCAGUGAGUUUGAUGAAGAGGACACAACAAGCCUUGAUUCAAGAAGGUGGACUACGAUUACACAAAAUUGUAUCAAACAACAGCGACGUAAUGAACAGUUUCCCUUCAGAAGACCUUGCAAACGAUCUAAUGUCUUUAGAUCUCACAACAGAUGUGCUCCCUAUCCAGCGAAGUUUGGGGAUGAGUUGGGAUUUAAAAUCCGAUUCGUUUACAUUCAGAAUCUCAGCUGAAGAAAAACCAUUUACACGUCGUGGGUUACUUUCAACCUUGAAUAGCUUCUACGAUCCUUUAGGAUUUUUAGCUCCUGUUCUUAUCAAAGGCAAGUUGCUUUUGAGAAAACUGAAUGCUGAAACAACAGAUUGGGACCAGGUUUUACCCAAAGAAUAUGAAAAACAAUGGACGGAUUGGAAAGAACAGAUGCAAAGCCUUGAGACUUUGUAUAUUCCUCGACAAUAUACUACUUUGUCGUUAACCUGUUCCAUCAGACGAGAAGUGCAUCUUUUUACUGAUGCUUCUGAGGAAGCGAUUGCUGCAGUUGCCUAUAUCAAAUUAACGGACGCCGAUGGCAACCAACAACAAGGUUUCUUACUUGGAAAGGCUAAAGUUGCUCCUAAGAGUGCUGUGACAAUACCACGCUUAGAAUUAUGUGCAGCAGUUCUUGGCAUUGAAAUCGCCAAUAUCAUAAAGAAACAAAUGAGUGUCCCAACAGAAGAAUUUCACUUCCAUACAGAUAGCAAAGUGGCACUCGGCUACAUCUGUAACAACACUAGACGGUUUUACACUUACGUAAGCAACAGAGUGGAAAAAAUUCGUAAAGCUUCUGUCCCAGAACAAUGGAAUUAUGUUCCAUCUGAAUAUAACCCAGCUGAUGAAGCAACCAGGUCAUCAUCAAACAGAAUUCUGACAGACACCACAUGGCUCAAAGGACCAACCCGCUGGUUUACCAAACGUUUAGAUCCAGAUGAUACGGAAUAUUCUGAACCAGAGAACCUUGGUCCAAAUUAUAAACUUGUGAAUUCAGAGUUGGAUAAAGAAAUUAGACCAGUGAUAUUAGUCAUCAAAUCAUGCGUAGAUCUGACAACUUUUGAAUCUGGAUUCAAAAAUUACUCAACUUGGAAAGGCUUGGAAGCUGAAAAAGUGAUCACCAGAGAAGUCCAGAAGGAAAGUUUUGCUGAAGAAAUUGAACAAUUGCAAACAGGACAACCAAUCAAAAAAGGGAGUACCAUAUUGAAACUCAAUCCUUUCAUCGAUUCGGAUGGUAUCUUGCGUGUUGGAGGCAGGCUCAACAAGGCUUCCCUUGAUGUUACAGCAAAGAAUCCAAUCAUCAUAUCGGGUAAACAUCACAUUGCAAAAUUGAUUAUACGACACUACCAUGACCUCAUGAAACAUCAAGGACGUCAUUACACAGAGGGGGCGGUACGAGCUGCAGGUUUUUGGAUAAUUGGUGGAAAGCGCCAAGUGACAUCCAUCAUUUUUCACUGUGUGACCUGUAGAAAGCUGAGACGGUGUGUAGAGCAUCAGAUAAUGGCAGAUUUGCCAAAGGACCGUUUAACACCAGGUCCUCCAUUUUCAAGCGUUGGUGUUGACACAUUUGGACCAUGGCAAAUAGUCACCCGUCGCACCAGAGGAGGUCAAGCCCAUGGAAAACGUUGGGCCAUUAUGUUUUCAUGCCUUACGUCUCGUGCUGUACACAUGGAAGUGAUCGAAGAUAUGACCUCAUCAUCAUUCAUCAACGCUUUAAGGAGGUUCAUUGCCAUCAGAGGACAUGUAAAGGAAUUUCGAUCCGAUCGAGGGACAAAUUUUAUCGGAUCAACAGAACACCUAGGGGUAGAUGUCAUCAACAUUGAAGAUGGACCUAUCAAGAGAUUUUUCCUCGAUCAAAGAUCAGUAUGGAUCUUCAAUCCACCACAUGCUUCGCACAUGGGCGGAGGAUGGGAACGCAUGAUAGGCCUGACACGACGCAUUCUGGAUACCAUGUUGAUGGACAAAGCAGUCAAGGCAUUAACCCAUGAAAUACUCACCACCUUUCUUGCAGAGGCUAGCGCAAUCAUCAACUCGCGACCACUGGUACCUACCUCAUCAGAUCCUGAAUACCCUCUGAUCCUUACACCCUAUACACUUCUUACCCUGAAAACAGACAAGGGAGGGGAACCUCUUGGACCUUUCAGUGAAAAAGAUGCAUACGCGGCCCAGUGGAAAAGAGCUCAACAUUUAGCUGAUAUAUUUUGGCAACGUUGGAGAAAAGAAUAUCUCGUAACCCUACAAAAUAGGAAACGAUGGCCAACAAACCAGAGAAACAUAACUGUUGGUGAUGUUGUUCUUCUGAAAGAUGACGGUGCUCAUCGUUGCGACUGGAAAAUGGCUGUAGUUGAACGUACAUUUCCUAGCCAUUCAGACAAGAAAGUACGUACCGUGGAGUUACGUGUGAUUCGAGAUGGACAAGCUGUGUAUUAUACUCGUCCUGUUACAGAACUGGUUAUUUUGUUACCCGUGUGA